CCGUGGGGUCAGCAUUCGACGCCGAGAGCAUUUUGCAUUUAGCGGCGGAAAGGACGGUCGCCGAUGUCUCGGUUGAAGUCGGCAAGCGAACUGCCGACACACGAUCGGUUCCAGCCCCGUGCUCCGGCGGCACCCGUCGAUAUGAACAGCCUCAGCAUCAACCAGCGCUUGGUCUUGGAGAACAAAAAGCGCGCGUUGGACAAGACACGUCGGCGCAACACGAUCGAAGUGGAGCGGAUGCUGACGACGGAGCCAGUCGAAGUUGGAUCUCAAAUUUGGGUCCCGGACUCGGAAACUGUUUGGCGCGUGGUGCAAGUGACCAAGGUCCACGGGGAAGAACGAGGUAUGAUCUUGACGGUUGUGGGACACCGAGGAGAAGAAAAAGUCGAUAUGCGUGACAUUGGCGACAUCUACCGUGUCAAUCCUCGUGUUGUCGACGACAUGACAUCGCUGUACUACAUCCAUGAAGCCGGUAUCUUGGAAAACUUGAACAUUCGCAGUCGCUUGGACAAUCAACGCCCGUACACGUUCAUGGCAAACGUCCUCAUUGCAGUUAACCCAUUGCGCAAGGUUGUUGAGCCCAACAUCAAGGACUACGUAAAGACACAAAUGGGUGACCGUCCCCCGCAUCCGUACGCCGUUGCAGAAGUCGCGUUCCAGCAAAUGGCACUUCGAUCCCCAUCGCAGGACCAGUCCAUUGUCAUUUCUGGCGAAUCCGGAGCUGGGAAAACAGAAACAUCCAAAAUCGUGUUGCGCUACAUCACCACCCGUGAACACAUCAUCAACGGGAGCAAAGAGAAUUCGGUUGUCACGAUGGCCAAAAUCUCGUCGCAAGAGCUCGAUCGGCGCCUUUGGGAUACAAACCCGAUCUUGGAGGCAUUUGGGAACGCCAAGACGCUGCGCAACCACAACUCGAGUCGAUUUGGCAAGUUCAUGAAGCUGCAAUUCCAAGACAUGGGAAAAACUGGAUUGCACCUCGUUGGCGCGUACAUUGAGACGUACUUGCUCGAGAAAUUUCGCGUCGUAGCACAAAUCCCGAACGAGCGCAACUUCCACAUCUUUUACUACCUCUUGGCCGGGGCGUCCGACGAACUUUCGAAUCAAUUGCAACUAUCGGCGCCGACGAGUUACUUGUACCUGAACCAAAGCGGAUGCGUUUCUGACCCGAACAUCGACGACGAGCUCUUGUUUGAUGAUGUGUGCAGUGCGCUGAAGUCUGUUGGAGUCGAUGCCGCUAUGCAGUUGCAUGUGUGGACAGUGUUGUCCGGUCUGCUUCAUUUCGGCAACGUAGUACUCAAGAAUCGCGAAACAUCCGAAGGCGACGCAGGCGACAUCACCAAGGAAACAGCGGGGGCGCUCCGCACCGCCGCCAAGCACUUAGGCGUGGACGUUGCUUACUUGGAGCGUGUGAUCACGACACGUGAAAUCAACACCCGCGGCGAAAACUUUGUCAUCAAGCGCAAUGCAAAAGAAGGCAUGUACGUGCGCGAUGCGAUCGUAAAGUCGAUCUACCAGCACUUGUUCGACUGGAUCGUGAAUCACAUCAACGUUUCGCUCGGUCACGGCCCGCCAGACCUCUCGUUCAUUGGGGUUCUCGAUAUCUUUGGAUUUGAAUCUUUCGACCACAACGAUUUUGAGCAGCUUUUGAUCAACUACGCCAACGAAGCGUUGCAGGCCACGUUCAACCAGCAAGUGUUCAUUGCUGAACAGGAGCUCUUUACCCAAGAAGGAAUCGACGUUGGCAAAAUCGCCUGGCCCGACAACCGAGACUGUAUCGAGUUGAUCUCGUCGAAACCGAACGGUGUAUUGCCGCUUUUGGACUCCGAGUCGCGCACGCAAAAGCCCUCCGACGAAAAGUGGAACACGACGCUACACAAGACCCAUGUGGGCCACGCCCACUUUUUGGCACCCCACGAAAAAGACAAAAAGUUUGUCUUCAUCAUCAAGCACUUUGCCACGAUGGUGACGUACACAGUGGGCAACUUUAUCGACAAAAACAACGACACAAUCCCGAAAGACCUCGAAGAUUUGGUGCUGUCGUCGACAUCCGUGCUCAUGGCACAGAUUUACAAGUCCGGUGUUGACGACGUCGGUGUCGCGGCAUUUAAGAAGCCGAGUGUGUCGCUGAAGUUCUGUGACCAAAUGCAAUCGCUUGUCGACACACUAAACGCCACACGAUGCAACUUUAUUCGAUGCGUGAAACCCAAUCCUACCAUGACGUUGGGGACAUUCGACAAUGGGUAUGUUGUGGACCAACUACGUUGCACUGGGAUGCUCGCGACCUGCGAACUCCUCAAAGUCGGUCUGCCCACACGCGUGUCGUACGAAGAAAUUUGUCGUAUUUACAAGCCAGUAUUGCCGCCCAACGUCACACCCAUGUUUCAAUGCUACAAUGACCGAACCUUCACUGAAGCCGUGUUGUGGGCGUUCCGCGUUGACCCCGAUGCGUACCGACUCGGUCGCACCCGGGUGUUUUUUAAGACUGGCAAGAUUGCUCUUUUGGACGCCUUACUAAAGGUAGAUAUGAAGAAAAUGGGACCGUGGAUUGUCGCCCGCCUCAAGAAGUGGCUCGCGCGCCGUCGUUGGCGAUAUGCCACGGCCAAAGUUAUGGCCCAACGCGCCUUCCUGUGGCUACUGGACUACGUUCGCCACCGCAAGGCGGCUAUCAUUAAGCUCCAGUCCGUUGUCCGCAUGUACAACGUUCGCAAGCAAUUCCUUGUCGCCCGAGCGUACAAGAGGGAGGAAGCGAAACGAAAGGAAGUCGCCAUCCACCGAUGGAAGAAAGCCAUUGCUGUGGUGCGCGGACGAAAUGCAUUGAACAGCUUGUUUAUUACCAGUCGGACCAAGCUGCAGGCCGAACUCGCCCGAAUUAAUCGCGCUGCCACCGUGCUCCAGACCAUUGCACGAGGAAAAUUGGCUCGACGAGAAGCCGAAAAGUUGCGCCGAGCGGCGCAAGAAGCUGCAUUGCGCUUGCGCUUGAAGAAGGAAGCUGACGCACGCCUUGAAGCCAGCAAGAAAACAGCAAAGAGACGCUGGCAUGCGGCUUUCAUUGCCGUGACCGCUCAGCGCUUGUUUGUUUCGCGCUUUGUUAAAAUCCACAACAGUCGUUUGGUCGCCGAAAAGGCUGAGCAACGUGCUCGUGAAGAAGAAAUUUUGCGCCUGCAACGCUUGGACGCGGAACGAAUUCGUCAGCAGCAGCUCCAACACCAGUCUGCUGUCAAGAUUCAAGCCGCCUAUCGUGGAAAAGUCGGUCGUGAUGAAGCGAGUCGAGUGGCGGCUGUCGCGUAUGCCCAAUCUGCUGCAUUGGCCGCGUCGUUGGCGGCGGAAGAAGCUGCCCGAGCUGCGGAGUUGGCAUCGAAGGCUCAUGAAGCUGAAGCUGCUGCUCUCCGCAAGUUGGACUCGUUGGAAGCGUCCCGAAUGGCUACUAUUGGCGCCGUACCUGCCAGUAUCGGCGUCUUAGGUACCGCCGGAGUCGCUCAUGGGGUGGCUGGUGAAGCAGGGGCAAUGGGAGCCCUCGGAUCGCAGGGUGUUGCAGGCGCUUUGAUCGACAAGCAAGAGAGUUUGGUCGAGCCAGACAUGAGCUGGAUGCCUAAAGACACCCCCGCCUUUAGCGAAGGAACUACUGGCAACGGGUUGACAGCCGAUGAGUUGCACCAAGCUGGCGUGGACCUGUUUGGUGAAGAAGGCGCUCAAAUUCAAGGCCCACUUAUCAGUGCCGAUGACGACGACCUGCGCAACCCUGUGGAACGUAUGCAAGAAUUCCCGACGGGACCACCGAUCCCGUACAAGGGUGGAAUAUUCACAUGCACUUUGUUGGGGCACCGCAAGUUGCAAGAUGAAAACUGGGGCGACGAGUACACCGAAUACGUUUUGCGGGUCACAUGGGGCCGAGACAUUCUCGAGCAAUCCAAGACUGCCUGGCUGGUAGGUGGUCGCUACAACGAUUUCAACGCGCUCCAUCAAGAAUUGAAAGCAGCCGCGUCCGGCCAAAAGGGCAAACGAGCCCCUUGGUUCCCUCGUUUCCCCAAACGCCAUCCGUUUUCGUCGUUGAUUGGAAAGAACCAGGAAGAAAAGUUCAUCACGAAGCGUGAAAAGGAACUGAAUCGGUACAUGACUCAAGUGCUGACUCAAAUGCCCGAUGCGUUGUUGAACGUACAUAUGGAUCGUUUCUUGCAGCUCACGCUGCGCACGAAUGACAUUUGCGAGCGAGAAGCCUUCGCGGAAGCGCGCAAGCAAUGGGAAGAAGAGGAGCGUGAGGCUUUGGCCCAUGCCGCUGAUGCUGAGCCACUCAACGACAGUGAAAUCCACGAAGUCGAAGAACUGGUCCAUAGCUUGCUCGAAAAGAUCAUUUACGCGCAAGGGGACAUCCGUACGGAUGGUGCUUUGCAGGAGAUGAUCCACGCUGUCAAGGUGCUGCAGCCGCGUGUUGCAGCGUCAGCACAAAUUGGCGCAGGUGUCAACAUGGAACUGGUGCCUUUGGCCAUGCAACUGCAAGACGACAUUCAAGAUGCGUUCAACCAGUACAAUGAUACGUUGUUGGCUCUGCGGUUGGGCCAAGAAUUCGACUAACACGAGAACGUCCAAGGCGCACUUGCCAAGUGAACUUUGUGCAAAGGUCUGCUAUCGUUAGGUCGUUGGCAUAAUACAGUCGUUUUUGUGUGAAGAA
This is a messenger RNA of Aphanomyces invadans, 4666 nucleotides long. RefSeq lists its product as hypothetical. Lineage: Eukaryota; Oomycota; Saprolegniomycetes; Saprolegniales; Verrucalvaceae. The record is from RefSeq and is a predicted model, not a curated record. Gene Ontology annotation, cellular component: actin cytoskeleton; myosin complex; vesicle. Gene Ontology annotation, biological process: actin filament organization; vesicle transport along actin filament. Gene Ontology annotation, molecular function: ATP binding; phosphatidylinositol binding; actin filament binding. The transcript is spliced from 3 exons. Bases 64 to 4569 code for a protein of 1501 amino acids.